AUGUCACCACAAACUUACGUCAACUCACCCGAUAGCCAUGUCCGCGUCUCGAAUUAUCCAGACUCAGUGUCUGGGGUAACACGACUACAGAUCGUGACUCUGAAUCGCCCAGACAAGCUCAAUGCAAUCACGCUGGAUAUGAUACAGGACCUCAUCGCCUUGUUUGAAGCCUUUGACGUGGAUGAACGAGUCAAAGUUAUAGUCAUGACGGGGGCCGGGAGUACUUUCAGUGCUGGAAUUGACCUCACAAUUGACACGAGCCAGAUGAAGAAUUCCUCGCCACCCAGCGAAAUGCGUGACCCGGGGGGAUCUCUUGCACUGGCGAUGUUCAACUGUUGCAAGCCAGUCAUUGUGGCAUACAAUGGUCUUUCUGUCGGAAUUGGCAUGACAUCGACCUUGGCCGCCGGCAUCAGAAUUGCGCCUCGCAAGGCCAAGUUUGGAUUUCCAUUUUCACGCAUUGGCAUUACAAUGGAGUCGUGCAGUUCAUUUUUCCUUCCGCGCAUGGUUGGAUAUAGCAAUGCAACUCAUCUCCUCACCACAGGUGAGACAUAUCCUGCCGAAUCCCCGUUGCUUCACGGGAUUUUUGCAGAGCUUGUUUUGGAACCUGAGGAGGCUCUUCCACGCGCAAUUGAGCUGGCAGAGAAAAUUGCCUCUAGUGUCAGUUUGAUGGCAAUUCAUAUUAAUCGGCAGUUGAUAUGGAGGAAUCCUGGAACUAUUGAGAGGGCGCAUUUGGUUGAUAGCCCUUUGUUGUAUGAUACGUUUGGCGGACGGGAUCACCUCGAGUUCAAAAAGGCGUUUUUCGCCAAGAGGAGGCCAUUAUUCAACGACGUUCUUGCGAGAGAUGCACCACGGACCUAUCCUUGGUGGAACGAACUUUCUGUUCAGACAAAGGCAAAUAUGAAAGGAGCAAACAGCUCUGAGCCCAGCAAGCUGUAG
Molecule: messenger RNA, 936 nt
Organism: Aspergillus calidoustus
Lineage: Eukaryota; Fungi; Ascomycota; Eurotiomycetes; Eurotiales; Aspergillaceae
Source: the annotation of a GenBank genome assembly